Molecule: messenger RNA, 875 nt
Organism: Dufourea novaeangliae
Lineage: Eukaryota; Metazoa; Arthropoda; Insecta; Hymenoptera; Halictidae
Gene: bug
Product: thioredoxin domain-containing protein 15
Exons: 4
Coding region: 30-875 (281 amino acids)
Biological process (GO): cilium assembly
Cellular component (GO): cilium
Source: RefSeq, a predicted model, not a curated record
CCGUGUAAUGUUUAGGUUAUGUUCGUAAAAUGUUUGUCUCUAAAAGGAACUUUUGUUUAUUUAUCAUAGUUUUAGUUCAAAUGAUAAGUGUUCUUGGACAAUUGGAAGAAGGAGAGGUCAUAGGAACAUUUCCUCUCAAAAGUCCAGAUCAAGAAUCUAAACCUGAACCUGUGGAAGUAAAAAAUGGAGACACAAAUAUAACCAUCAUUGAAACAAAUGUAACAUUAAACGAUUCUUCUUCUAAUGUGACCAAAGUCAAUUGUUUAACAGAUAAAAUCUAUCGACCGGUAGAAAUUGUCAAUGCAACUGCGUUGAUGAAAUUAUUAAUCUUAGAAUCUGGACCAACAAACAGAAGCAGAAAUGAUGAAGAAAGCAGACAGAUACCAGGAACAUGUGCAAUAGUAUUAUUCUAUGCAAGAUGGUGCAUAUUUAGUAGCCAGGCUGCGCCACCUUUUAAUGCAUUGCCACGUUACUUUCCACAUAUCAAAGCAGUGGCAAUUAAUGCUAUAAGAUACCAAGUUUUCAAUGCUCAGUAUGGAAUUGUUGGUGUACCCACACUGAUGUUGAUUCAUAAUGGAAAACCAGUGGCAAAAUAUAAUGGCACCUAUUACACGCUUGAGUUCUUCGCAAAAUUUAUAACGGACAUAACUAAUUUACAACCAAAUGAAUUACUGUAUCUUACAUCGCGGGACUUUAUUGGUCCAGUUUCCAGUACUCCUUCGAACGAAACCGAUUACUGUCUAGUCCUUUCGUGGGUUUUCAUUGCCGCCUGUGCUCUUUAUUUUACAUUGCAAAGUCGAUGGUGGCAACAGUUUGUUGAAUUAGUUCAGAAUACAUGGCGUGAGAGUAAUGCACAACAUGAACAUGCCGACUAA